Molecule: messenger RNA, 3660 nt
Organism: Halichondria panicea
Lineage: Eukaryota; Metazoa; Porifera; Demospongiae; Suberitida; Halichondriidae
Product: plexin-B1-like
Exons: 15
Coding region: 1-3660 (1219 amino acids)
Biological process (GO): semaphorin-plexin signaling pathway involved in axon guidance; regulation of cell migration
Cellular component (GO): semaphorin receptor complex; plasma membrane
Molecular function (GO): semaphorin receptor activity; protein binding
Source: RefSeq, a predicted model, not a curated record
AUGCAUGCUAGAAUAGAAGCAGCUCAUUCUCAAUAUUUCUCCUUUCAAAGGUCUGGCAAUCUCGCAGGACUGCAAGUUGACUCCACUGGGAGAACAUUCCUUGCUGCAAGAAACUACCUGUAUAGACUGAAUGCACAGCUAAUACAAGAGGAGAGAGUUUAUCUAGGAGCUACUGUCAUUACCGAAGGACUGGCCCUGAGUUCUACUGGGAUGUUGGUGGUGUGUUUAGAGGAUCUCUCUUGCUCUGUCUACAAUACAAGCAACCUCAGUGCUGGUCCUAUCAGGAGUGUCAGUAAUGCUAUAAUAGUUUCAGCAGAUCAGUACUUUGGGGACUUUGGAGCAGCUUUGUUUAUGUCAGGAGACACUUUCUAUACUGGAACACUGAUUGAAGAUGAUGAAUAUGUACUGAGAAUGGUGCUGCAACAAUUCGGAGAGGGGUUCAAAAGAUCUUCCGACAACAAUCCGUCAGGCACACGCAAUGAACUGGUUGUUGAGGAUAUUACAGAUUUUUUUGAACGAUACUUCCAUGCAUACGGUGGUUUUGUGAGUGGUGGAUUUGCCUACUAUGUUGUCGCCGAUAUCCAACCUGCUGAUGCACGAGCUGUAAGACUAUUACGUGUUUGCAACAUGCCUGAUUGUGGAGGACAAAGUACCUGUGGAGUGACUGCUUUGUAUGAACUGGGGUUCGAUUGCGGCUUUCAGUCUGUCAAUGGAUUAACUGAUGUGUGUGCAGUGUCAUUAGUGGAUGACUUCAGUGGAAUAUCUGGACCCACUGCUGUGAUAACUAUUUGCUCUAUCAAUACUAUGACUAAUUCUAUUUGUCUGGUCAAUAUCACUGCUGCCAAUGAAGCUAUGGACGCUAAAUAUGACUCUUGUAUUGUAUCACGCACUGCUGGGGAAGAAAUUGAUUUAGCAUGGCGAACAGAUUCCUCAGAAAGCUGCGAUACUCUGCCUCAGCCUCAGAUACCUGUCAACAGAUGUGACACACCCAGUCCAGUCGGCCUUCUCAUCCCAAAUGGUGGUAUUGACCUAAUAGCACCAGUUCGUAUCAACUUCGGAGACAGCCUUGUCCCUACUUCUUCAGUAGCUGUGAAGGUGGAGCAGUUUUCCUUCAUGUUUGUUGCAACCCGUGAUAGUAGGAUACUAGGAUAUGAUGUCAGUGGUACAUCUACCCUGGAUGCUGAUAGUUCAUUCUACAAUCAGUCAGUGACCUCUCUUGUGUAUCAUUUGUUAUGGCAGGAGGGACUGAACUACAUCACAGCAGCCACUACAGACGCUGUGUUCCAAGUACCCAUAGAGAAGUGCUCCCAGCGUAUAGACUGUACCAGUUGUACUAAUGACCUCAACCCGCUGUGUGGGUGGUGUGUGGUGGAGAACAAGUGCUCUCGUCACACGCACUGUCAGAACUCCAGUCUCUCCAUUAGAUGGACACAGGACAAUUCCAACUGUUUUACUGCUGCUACUGUGGAGCCUAUGCAACUCGUGCUUGAGAUUCUUACUACUGAGCUCACAGUGACUCUGACCUCUCCCGGCCUGCCUAACCCUCUUCCUGGAGAGAACAUCUCCUGUCAUCUGACCGACAAUGAAGGACACUUCCCACCCAUCAUAGUAACAGCUGUUGAGGUCACUCCAGGAACAGUGUUCAGUUGUGAUAUUCAAGGACUGGUACCUGACUAUCCUGGAAUGGCUGCAACCUUUAACCUGGGCUUUCAGAGCUCUUUAUUCAAUGAGCCAUUUGAUAUCACCAACCAAGCCAUUACCAUCUACAAUUGUUCAGCAGGAGAAAGCUGUAGGGAUUGCCUUGGGCUGAAUAGUCCGUGUGGAUGGUGUAACCUCAACAAGCAGUGCAGUGGAACAUCAGUUCCUUGCAGGAAUGUAUCUCACUUCCUACAGGUGUCUGGAGGCAAUGACUUCACUGCUGAGUGCCCCCUGUUGGACACGCCCCCCUCUGGUGAGUAUACUCAACCAGUGAGGGUGGCCCAGGACCUUCGACUGACCACUAGGAACCUCAUACCAACCGUGAGUCACAUGACACAUGCAUCUGAUUGUUCCAUAGUUUAUCUCUCCAUUAGACGGAUGGCUUUGAGUACUCUUCUCACACUUUCCCCUAGUGUUGGAAGUGUCACUGUGGUUGUUAUGGUAACCUGGACGGGGAAUGACAUCAACCACACACUGAGCAACACCAUGCAACAAUUCUCAGUGACGUUGUAUGAUUGUCGUGACGUGGCCAGUGAAUAUUCGGAAUGUGUUGCAGUCAGAAUGGGGUCAGAGUUCGCAUGUGGGUGGUGUGGGGGUAGUUGUGAGGUGAUGCAAGAAUGCUCCAAUACUUUCAUUACUGAGGGGAACAAUCCUCCUGCCCCUGUCAUCAACUCAUUCACUCCAAUGUCGGGACCAGUUGAGGGUGGUACAGCAAUCACUGUGAUGGGCACUGACUUCGGAGGAACUUUUGUCGACGUUCAGACCUCCACUCUUACAUUAGGAGGCGUGGCUUGCACUCCCCUCAUCACUGGUUACAUACCAUGGCACCAGUUUGUCUGUGAGACUACCAUAUUUUCAAUUGGAGGGCCCAAAGACUUCUCUCUGACCAUUGACUCUAGAUUAGCCGUUGUAAAUGGUGGCUCCUUCACUGCGGUGGAACCUACUGUCAGCAGUGUGACUCCGACCCUUGGAUCUAUGGAUGGGGGAACUGCAGUGGUCGUGAUGGGGACUGCACUGGACGUGGGUAAUCAGGAGGACACUAGAGUCUCUCUGGAGAUUAGUGGGUCAAACUACGUCUGCAACAUAUCGUCUAUCCAGUCUCAAGAGAUUCAUUGCAGGACCUCAGCAGCAAACCUCACCUCCGCUGCAUUGGUGGUAGUGUCCAUUGAUGCAGCUAGAGUCAGCAAUCCAGGAGUCGUCUUCAGUUAUCGUAACAACCCUAAUGUGACUGCUGUGUUUCCUAGCAACACCAUUCCUAGUGGAGGCAUUACACUGACAUUUACUGGAGUGAAUUUGGACGUGGUACAACUGAUUGUUUUGGAAGUCUACCACCAGCCAAUGUUGGCUCCCCUGAGGAGCAACUGCAGUGUUGUGGACAAUACCACCAUCACAUGCUUGACUCCUAGUCUGACAACAACCUCACUGACCCCAUUGGACUAUGCCCUACUGUUUGAUGAUGUCCCACUCAUUACACAAGCACGCCUCCCUAUCAGCGUCCAAUCAGAUCCCUCUAAUUUUAGACUAAAUAGUUCUCAAGAGGUCACCAGUGGCACAGAGACGCUCAUACGCAUUGUGGGUGAUAAUCUUGACUCAGUGGAGACCAGUGAAAUAGGAGUGAUCGUGGGAGGGGAGGAGUGUACCAAGACACUCAGUAAUUCAAGUGUUAGAGGGAGUGUUAUAUUCUGUACCGCCCCCUUGGAUCCCCCAGGAGGGGAAAACCCAGCCAUCAUUCAAGUGAACGUUGGGAGCAACAUCUCUCAAUUAUUGGACCAGCAACUGACCUACACAAGUCCUGUGACUGCAGUUCCACUGGAGAUCAUCAUCCCAACUGUUUUGGGGGUUAUUGUGAUGAUUGUGUGUGUAAUGCUGAUCAUUUUUGUUCGUUUCUAUCUGAACUCUCGGAAGAAGAUCGUGUCAAUUGCUAUGCAUGAACAGAUAAUGGAAAUCGUGGCUAAUACGUAA